Chaetura pelagica (chimney swift) is the source of this 2121-nucleotide messenger RNA. It is a transcript of the gene USO1, whose product is annotated as USO1 vesicle transport factor. NCBI's taxonomy places the organism in Eukaryota, Metazoa, Chordata, Aves, Apodiformes, Apodidae. The coding region runs from base 1 to 2121 and encodes 706 amino acids. The transcript is spliced from 22 exons. Gene Ontology annotation, cellular component: Golgi membrane; cytoplasm; ER to Golgi transport vesicle membrane. Gene Ontology annotation, molecular function: protein binding. Gene Ontology annotation, biological process: vesicle fusion with Golgi apparatus; intracellular protein transport; endoplasmic reticulum to Golgi vesicle-mediated transport. The record is from RefSeq and is a predicted model, not a curated record.
AUGAACAGGCCCAGGCAGACCCUUCAAGGGAGCUCAAUCCAGAAGCUGUGUGACCGAGUGGCUUCCUCCACCCUGCUGGAUGACCGGAGAGACGCCGUGCGAGCCCUCAAGUCCUUAUCCAAGAAAUACAGGUUGGAGGUGGGAGUCCAGGCCAUGGAGCAUCUCAUCCACGUCCUGCAGACGGACCGUUCAGAUUCUGAAAUAAUUGGCUAUGCCUUGGACACUCUCUACAAUGUAAUAUCGAAUGACCUAGAAGAAGAGGAGCAAGAUGAUUCUGAAGAGGAAAACUUACCCAAACAAGUUGAUGAUUUGGGAAGUCAGUUCACAGAGAUUUUCAUUAAACAGCAAGAAAAUGUCACACUCUUGUUGACUCUUGUGGAGGAAUUUGAUUUCCAUGUUCGUUGGCCUGGAGUGAAACUACUUACAUCUCUCUUAAAGCAACAAGGACCUCAAGUGCAGCAGAUCAUUCUUGUCAGUCCUAUGGGUGUUUCCAGGCUGAUGGAUCUACUAGCAGACUCUAGGGAGGUGAUAAGAAAUGAUGGAGUCUUGUUGUUACAGCAACUGACAAAAAGUAAUGCAGCCAUACAGAAGAUUGUUGCCUUUGAAAAUGCCUUUGAGAGACUUCUGGAUAUCAUCACAGAGGAAGGAAACAGUGAUGGAGGAAUCGUAGUGGAAGACUGUCUCCUCUUAAUACAAAACUUGUUGAAGAAUAAUAAUUCCAAUCAGAAUUUCUUCAAAGAAGGUUCAUACAUCCAGCGUAUGAAGCCUUGGUUUGAAGUUGGAGAUGACAACUGUGGGUGGUCUGCCCAGAAAGUGACUAAUCUUCACCUAAUGCUGCAGCUUGUGCGGGUACUCGUGUCUCCCACAAACCCUCCUGGUGCCACCAGCAGCUGCCAGAAGGCCAUGUUUCACUGUGGGUUGUUACAGCAGCUCUGCAAAAUCCUGAUGGCAACUGGAGUUCCUGCUGAUAUCCUGACAGAAACCAUUAAUACUGUAUCAGAGGUUAUUCGAGGAUGCCAGAUGAAUCAAGACUACUUUGCCUCUGUAAAUGCACCUUCUAAUCCACCAAGGCCUGCAAUUGUGGUACUUCUGAUGUCCAUGGUAAACGAGCGACAGCCUUUUGUGCUCCGCUGUGCUGUUCUCUAUUGUUUCCAGUGCUUUUUAUACAAAAACCAAAAAGGACAAGGAGAAAUUGUUUCAACCCUUCUGCCAUCUACUAUUGACGCUACAGGUAACUCUGUCUCAGCUGGCCAGCUGCUCUGUGGGGGCCUCUUUUCCACGGACUCUCUGUCAAACUGGUGUGCUGCUGUGGCCCUGGCCCACGCCUUACAGGAGAAUGCCACUCUGAAGGAACAGCUCCUGAGAGUCCAGCUGGCCACCAGCAUCGGCAACCCGCCCGUCUCCCUGCUGCAGCAGUGCACCAACAUCCUCUCGCAGGGUGAUAAGAUCGACAGACGGGGCAGUAAAGUACAGACCAGGGUUGGACUACUGAUGUUGCUUUGCACUUGGCUCAGCAACUGCUCCAUUGCUGUCACCCACUUCCUUCACAAUCCAGCCAACAUACCCUUCCUCACAGGGCAGAUAGCUGAAAACCUUGGAGAAGAGGAGCAGCUUGUCCAAGGGCUGUGUGCACUUCUGCUUGGCAUUUCCAUCUACUACAAUGACAACUCCCUUGAAAAUUACAGGAAUAAUGCAACAAAGAGGACUUGUGUGGGCAAAAGACAGGUGUUAAAUAAUACAGCUGCAGACCCUGUGUCAGUAGACAGCAGUGCCUCAGCAGCCAGCAACUCUGACCUGGCGGGACAACUUGAGCAAGAAAUAAAACAAUUGAAGAGUGAAGUCAAAGCCCUUUCCGAGGAAAAAGAAGCAUUGAAACAGCACCUGGAUUCAUCCAGUAGUACAGUUGCUAUCUUGCAAGAUGAGAAAAGCAAAUGUCUGGCCAGGCUACUGCCUGGCUGCAGUAGCUUACUCCCUCUUCUGGUGCUUUUGGCUGACCAGGAUCAGAAGCUGUCUGCACUGAAGGUCAAAUUGAAGAAUCUUGGUGUCCCGGUUGAAGAUGAAGAUGAUAUUGAAUCUGGAGAUCAAGGGGAUGAAGAUGAGGAUGAAGAUGAGCAAGACUAG